Messenger RNA from Mustela erminea (ermine), 881 nucleotides. Its product is annotated as proteasome subunit alpha type-2-like. The transcript has a single exon. Gene Ontology annotation, cellular component: proteasome core complex, alpha-subunit complex; proteasome core complex. The record is from RefSeq and is a predicted model, not a curated record. Bases 15 to 569 code for a protein of 184 amino acids. Gene Ontology annotation, biological process: ubiquitin-dependent protein catabolic process. Lineage: Eukaryota; Metazoa; Chordata; Mammalia; Carnivora; Mustelidae.
CACUCCAGGUAAAGAUGGCGGAGCGCGGUUACAGCUUUUCGCUGACUACGUUCAGCCCAUCUGGUAAACUUGUCCAGAUUGAAUAUGCCUUGGCUGCUGUAGCUGGAGGAGCCCCUUCAGUAGGAAUUAAAGCUGCAAAUGGUGUGGUAUUAGCAACUGAGAAGAAACAGAAAUCCAUUCUGUAUGAUGAGCGAAGUGUACACAAAGUGGAACCAAUUACCAAGCAUAUUGGCCUGGUGUAUAGUGGCAUGGGCCCAGAUUACAGAGUGCUGGUGCACAGAGCCCGGAAACUAGCUCAGCAAUACUAUCUCGUUUACCAAAAACCCAUCCCCACAGCUCAGCUGGUGCAGAGAGUCGCUUCAGUGAUGCAAGAAUACACUCAGUCAGGUGGUGUCUGUCCAUUUGGAGUUUCCCUACUAAUUUGUGGUUGGAAUGAGGGGCGACCAUAUUUAUUUCAGUCCGAUCCGUCUGGAGCUUACUUUGCCUGGAAAGCCACAGCAAUGGGAAAGAACUAUGUGAAUGGGAAGACUUUCCUUGAGAAAAGAUACAAUGAAGACCUGGAACUUUAAGAUGCUAUUCAUACAGCCAUAUUAACCCUAAAGGAAAGCUUUGAAGGACAGAUGACAGAAGACAACAUAGAGGUUGGAAUCUGCAAUGAAGCCGGAUUCAGGAGGCUCACUCCGACUGAAGUUAAGGAUUACUUGGCAGCCAUAGCAUAAUAAAUGAGUGACUGAAAAAUCUGGAAUCUCAGAUAAUCCCUCUACUCAAACAUGUUUAAAGUAUGUUUUGUUUUGCAGACUUUUUGCAUACUUAUUUCUACAUGGUUUAAUGGACUGAUGUUUUUAAAAUGACACUUAUAAAUCAUAAUAAACUGUUAAAUC